AUGAGGAAUACAUCGAAACUUGUGCCUCUUUUUGUGAUAAUUUGUGGCGUUCAAUUCGCAAAUGCGGGAGUUUCAUUGGAGGAGAUGAAGAAAGCCGGGAUGUUGGUACGAUCAAUUUGUCAACCAAAAUUCAACAUUCCCGAUGACCAAGCUGAUGGCUAUGCUAAAGGAAUCUUUCCCGACAACAAGGACUCCAAAUGCUACGUUAAUUGUGUCUUUGAGAAUAUGCAGUCAAUGAAGCGUGGAAAAUUCCAAUAUGAAGCAAUGAAGAAGCAAGCUGAACUCCUUCUUCCGCCUGAAAUUAAGGACUCCAACAUCAAAGCAAUGGAAGUUUGUAAAUCCUGUACAGAUGGCAUUAAGGAUCACUGCGAGGCCGGAUUUGCUCUUCUUCUGUGCAUGCACAAGAAUACUGAACUCUUUGUUUUCCCUUAA
Molecule: messenger RNA, 432 nt
Organism: Lutzomyia longipalpis
Lineage: Eukaryota; Metazoa; Arthropoda; Insecta; Diptera; Psychodidae
Product: general odorant-binding protein 72-like
Exons: 2
Coding region: 1-432 (143 amino acids)
Biological process (GO): olfactory behavior; sensory perception of smell
Cellular component (GO): extracellular region
Molecular function (GO): dibutyl phthalate binding; odorant binding
Source: RefSeq, a predicted model, not a curated record